Messenger RNA from Entamoeba dispar SAW760, 1104 nucleotides. RefSeq names its product developmentally-regulated GTP-binding protein, putative. Bases 1 to 1104 code for a protein of 367 amino acids. Gene Ontology annotation, molecular function: GTPase activity; GTP binding. The transcript has a single exon. The record is from RefSeq and is a predicted model, not a curated record. Gene Ontology annotation, cellular component: cytoplasm. Lineage: Eukaryota; Evosea; Mastigamoebida; Endamoebidae. Gene Ontology annotation, biological process: cytoplasmic translation.
AUGUCUAUUCAACAGAAAAUCAAUGACAUUGAAUUAGAGUUGUCUAGAACACAAGUAAAUAAAGCAACAAUGCACCACAUUUGUUUGUUAAGAGGUAAAUUAGUUAAAUAUCGAAAGAUGUUAGCUCCAAUUAAAUUUGAAAGUUGUAUUACAGGAGAAGAGUUAAAGAGUUUUGAUUAUGGAGAUGCUCGUGUUGGUAUUGUUGGGAUGAGUGGUGUAGGAAAAACUACUUUAUUUGAACUUAUUAAAGAAGAGGAUGCUGACGGAAAGUAUGAGUCUAAUGGGUAUAAAUAUAUUCCUGGAAUAAUUGAAAGUGAUGGAAAAAGGCUCGAAUUGAUUGAUGUCCCUGCAAUUAAUGAUAAUUUUAAUGGAAAUAAAGGAAAGAAUAGAAAUAAAAUAGGACUCGACAUUGCUAAAACAUGUGAUGUAUUGAUUAUCCUUUGCGAUGGAACAAAAGAAGAAGAACUAAAAGAUCUACUUGUUAAUCAAUUAGAAGCAGUUGGUAUCCGAAUCAAUAAGAAACGACCUUCAAUCAGUAUUGAAAAGAAAGAAAGAGGAGGAAUUAAAUUUAACAGUUCAUGUGAACAACCAGAUUUGACAACAGAUCGUGUGAUUGAACUUGUUCAAAAAGAAUUUCUUAUAGAAAGUGCUGAAAUUAAAACGAAUGAAAGAAUUACUGAACAAGAUUUAAUUGAUACAUUAACUGGAGAUGUAAAAUACAUUCAAUGCCUUUUUGUUUUAAAUAAAUGUGAUAUUUUGGAUGAUGAAACAAAAGAGACAUUAACAAAUGAAAAGUCAUGGUUAUGUAUUUCAGCUGAUGAUGGAGAAAAUGUAGAUGUAUUAUUAGAGAAGAUAUGGGAAAUUGUAGGAUUAUUUAAAGUCUAUCCAAAGACAAAAACAGGAAUUAUAGAUCUUGACCAUCCGAUAAUUUUGUCUUAUCUUACUUCUUCUGUUGAAUACUUUUGUUUUAAAUAUAACAAAUCAUUGUUAAAUGAUUUUAAAUAUGCUUUAGUAUGGGGUAAUAGUGUUGCUCAUUCACCUCAACAAGUUAACAAAGACCAUUUAUUACAAGAAGAUGAUACUGUUCAAAUUUUUACUAAAUAA